Messenger RNA from Paramuricea clavata, 3653 nucleotides. The record is from the annotation of a GenBank genome assembly. NCBI's taxonomy places the organism in Eukaryota, Metazoa, Cnidaria, Anthozoa, Malacalcyonacea, Plexauridae.
AUGGUAAACACUUGUUUAACAAAUGAAAACAAACCAAAGACCGCCAUUACUUGCAACAAACCUUAUCGUACAACGUUAAAAGACGUAUUUGUUCUUGCUAAUUAUUUUCUUCAAGAGAUUUUCACAUGUGAAGGCUUAAGUAAUGAUUUUUAUUGACAUUUAAUGUCAGUUUAAAAUAUUGGCACCAAAAAUAACAUGACACAGUAUAAAAAUAAAAUUCCGAAGUACACUUUACACAUAAGGCAAUUUAAAUAAAUGAACUUUAUUGGUAUAAUCAAUCCCCAGGGCUUUGGGUUUAGCUAACCUUUAAUUUUGUGUGAGGUGUUUGAUAUUCAAAUUUCACUUUUCCUGCCUCCCGAACAGGUGUCCUAGGGGCUGUUUGCAUGAUGGAAGAUGAGUUUCAUGUAUUGAAAUAAGUCACCAGGCUAUUUAGUAAGCAAAAGUUCAAAUGCUGGUUAAUUUAACAAAACUCAAAAUUUGUAGAGAAGAUCUUGUAGUUCAAGAAGAUGAUUAUUGCUGCUUGAACAACCUGUCGUUUACAGUAUAAUCCAUCUCUAGAAAAUAAUGAGGUGUAUUGCUGGAUCAUGCACCGUGACAUAUUUCAAUAUAUAAAAAUCAUCCUGCCUCAUAUCUCGUCCUGACAAGGCGGUGUCAUAUAAACAGCCCCUUAUUCAGCAAACUGCGUAUGCUGCUUUUCAUUCCUUGGGGGUGAGGAAGCAUUUUCCUUGCGAUAGUAACUUCUAGUAUUAAUUUGUGUUAUUGUUCACUCGGCAAUAUAAGGAUGAAAUGUUCUCGAGUGAGAUAUAUCGUAAUUUCCAGACAGCGCGCAGGCAGAAAACUUUUCCUGCCGGGGCUAGGCUUUGAAUACGCGACCUUCGAGUUGCUAGAUUUAUGCUUUACGGCAACUUAGCUACAUGGUCAGGACUGAUUAAAGACGGGAAAUUACGAACUAUAUGAAGAAUGUCAUAAACAUACUCGUUUAUAUUAAUCCGGCAUCGAACAUAUUAGUUUUGCAAGUGUGUAGGCUAAUAUUAAUUUGUGUUAUAGUUAACUCGGUAAUAUGAUAAGGAUGAAAUGUUCUCGAGUGAGAUAUAACGUAAUUUCCAGACAACGCGCAGGCAGAAAACUUUGCCUGCCGCGGCUGGGCUUCGAACCCGCGACUUUCGAGUUACUAGAACGAUCCCCUACCUGUUGACAUUUAUAGUCUAUGCAUAAUAAGGCAGUAUAAUGUAGUUUACACUCUACAUGAAGUAUUCGAAUAUCUAAUCUGUUCGGUUAUGUAUCACCUCGCGGUGUGAACACUUUAUAAAAAUGUUGUAUUUUAUGUUAUCAAUACCCGUUUGUACAUAAAGUUAUUCUGAUUAAAGUUAUACAAAACCACACUACCAACUGACGGGCAGACCUACACGGUCAGGACGGAUUGAAGACUGGAAAUUACGAUCUAUAUACUGAAUGUCAUAAACAUACUCGUUUAUAUUAAUCCAGAAUCAAACAUACAGUACUAGCUGUGCAAGUGUUAUAUUAAUUUGUGUUAUUGUUCACUUGGUAAUAUGAUGAGGAUGAAAUGUUCUCAGAGUUUUCCAGACAGCGCGCAGGGAGAAAACUUUGCCUGCCACGGCUGGGCUUUGAACCAGCGACCUUCGAGUUACUAGAACGAUGCUCUACCUGUUGACAUUUAUAGUUUAUGCAUAAUAAGACAGUAUAAUGUAGUUUACAUGAAGUAUUCGAAUAUCUAGUCUGUUCGGUUAUGUAUGGACUACAGUCUUUUAUGUUAUCAAUACGCGUUUGUUCAUAAAGUUAUUCUGAUUAAAGUUAUACAAAACAACACUACCAACUGAGCUACACGGCCAGGACGGAUUGAAGACUGGAAAUUACGAACUAUGUACUGAAUGUCAUAAACAUACUCGUUUAUAUUAAUCCAGCAUCAAACAUACUAGUUCUGCAAGUGUUAUAUUAAUUUGUAUUAUUGUUCACUUGGUAAUAUGAUAAGGAUGAAAUGUUCUCGAGUUUUCUAGACAGCGCGCAGGGAGAAAACUUUGCCUGCCACGGCUGGGCUUCAAACCAGCGACCGAGUUACUAGAUCGAUGCUCUUUACCUUUUACAGCUGUAAUUUCCAGUCUUCCAUCCGUCCUGACCGUGUAGCUCAGUUGCCGUGUAGAGCAUAAAUCUAGCAACUCGAAGGUCGCUUAUUCAAAGCCCAGCCGUGGUAGGCAAAGUUUUGUGCCUGCGCGCGGUCUGGAAAUUACGUUAUAUCUCACUCAUAUUUAACAUUUAAUAUUUAACAUAUAACACUUAAUAUUUUCAUAUUUAACAAAUAUAAAACAUUUUCCGUGUUGAUCAGUACAGUUAUAUCAACACGAGUGGAAAUUGAGAAAAUGAGAAAUUGGGAAAACGAGAAAUUUUAAUAUCAAUACGGAACUGAAAAUGUUUUAUAUUUGUUUUAUAAUAUAGCAAAAAGAAACAUCAAGAAAGAAAUUUUCCGACGAUUCCGUGUUGACAUUGAGUUAUAUCAACACGGCUCAUAGUCAAUCAGCGCUCAGAAUUUACAAAUGCUAUAUUAUAAAUAUAUAUAUUUAUAUAUAUAUAUAUAUAUAUAUAUAUAUAUAUAUAUAUAUAUAUAUAUAUAUAUAUAUAUAUAUAUAUAUAUAUAUAUAUAUAUAUAUAUAUAUAUAUACAUAGACGGUACCGCUUCGGCCUUUUGGGCCUCAUCAGUGUACUGCUGAUGAGCAGGAUGAAAGUAACCACUAUUAAUAGUUACCUUUGAUGUCUCACGAAUAUGGGGCAUCAAACCAUUGCCAGAGUGCUCAAAUGCAAGCAGUGUAUAUAUAUAUAUAUAUAUAUAUAUAUAUAUAUAUAUAUAUAUAUAUAUAUAUAUAUAUAUAUAUAUAUAUAUAUAUAUAUAUAUAUAUAUAUAUAUAUAUAUAUAUAUAUAUAUAUAUAUACUAUUGUUGCUGUUGUGGCUGUUGCGGCUGUUGCUGUUGCUGCUGUUGUUGAUGUUGCGGCUGUUACUGCUGUUGCAGAAGCUGUGUUGCUGCUGCUGUUGUUUCAUCUGCUGUUAUUACUGCCGUUGAUGCUGUUGCUGUCGUUGUCGUGGUCGUUGUCGCUGUGGUCGCCGUCGUUGUCGCCGCCGCUGCUGUAGCUGCUGUUGCUGCUGUUGUUGUUGCUGUUGCUGCUGUUGAUGCUGCUGUUGCUGCUGUUGUUGAUGUUGUUGUUGCUGUUGCUGCUGUUGCUGCUGUUGCUGUUGAUGCUGUUGCUGCUGUUGUUGCUGUUGUUGUUGCUGCUGUUGCUGUUGUUGCUGCUGUUGUUGAUGUUGUUGAUGUUGUUGCUGUUAUUGCUGUUGCAGUGCUGUGUUGCUGCUGCUGUUGUUGCCUCUGCUGUUAUUACUGCCGUUGCUGCUGUUGCUGUGACGGUCGUUGUAUUGUUGGUAGGAGGCAACAUACAUACUUGCACCAGGGGCGUGGCGAACGAUUCCAAAUUGGGGGGGGGGGCGUCAUACUAUAAUGACCAACUGUUUCAAUGAAAAUGACCAACUUUUUCGUCUUUGAGUUGUACAGUUUUACUUCCUUAUUGGGGGUUAAACGACAGGCCAUAAUCGGUAGGAUAUUGACGAACAACUGCAUUGUACAUCUAACGAUGAAAGUUUAACUCUGUAA